Messenger RNA from Penicillium chermesinum, 3120 nucleotides. RefSeq names its product sulfate transporter family protein. The coding region runs from base 1 to 3120 and encodes 1039 amino acids. The record is from RefSeq and is a predicted model, not a curated record. Gene Ontology annotation, cellular component: membrane. The transcript has 5 exons. Lineage: Eukaryota; Fungi; Ascomycota; Eurotiomycetes; Eurotiales; Aspergillaceae.
AUGGCCGUGCUACAGCCUCGUGGCCGCCGCGAUUCUCGCGCAUCGGCCCUUUCUCGCCGCAAUUGGCUCGACCGAGACGAUCCGGUUGAGUACGUCGAGCAUGCCGUGAGCAGCUCGCCGGUCGAGCCCUCCAGCUAUGGUGGAUCACUACGAGUACCCGGUCGCUCGUUCUAUCGUCGAUCAGUCAAUACCCUCCAAGAUCCCGCCCACUAUGCUUCCGAUGGCGUUCGUGAACAAACUGCAGAACUGGCGACAUAUGGCCUCUCGCUGAACAAAAAUUCCCCGCAAGGCCGGACAAGCUUGCCGGUGAGCUUAGAUCUCUUCCAGGCACAGCAUUCCUCGCUCGUAUCGCACGAUGAUAGCACCGGCUCGCAUCUACUCACUGGGGAAGAACCUCUAGAGUCAAGUGCCUCCCCACAUGACCCCUCCCCUGCCUCUUCGGCCUUGACAGAGAUGAUCCGUCAGCCAGAGCCGGAAGCCCAGGACGAUGGCAAACCACCCGAUGACGAGCCACUACUGCCGUUGCCUACGAUCCAGGACGAACCAGAACCCCAGUCAGAACGGACCUCUCUCUUAUCGAAGAAACAGCCCAAGUCUCCUCGCCAGUAUGGAUCAGUUCCAGACGUUGAGAGCCAAGGUGGUCCCCCCAGCCGAUCCCCGCAUUUCUUCUCCACGGGCUACAGGAGGAUGGGUCGGUAUGCUCGUCUGCUUUCAAGCCCCAAGUCGUGGGAUCGACGUGCCAUCUGGAGAAGUGGCAUUGUGCAUCCUGUGAGCUUGCUACCGGCGGUCUUACUGGGCCUUCUCCUCAACAUUCUGGAUGCUUUGUCGUAUGGCAUGAUCCUCUUUCCUCUCGGUGAAUCCAUCUUCUCCGAUCUUGGCGCAGAUGGAAUAUCCAUGUUCUAUGUGAGCACCAUUAUCUCUCAAAUCGUCUUUUCGUGCGGUGGAUCGAUCUUCAAGGGUGGCAUUGGCAGCGAGAUGAUCGAAGUUGUCCCGUUCUUCCACCAAAUGGCUUUUGCCAUUAUGAACAGGGUUGGAGAAGACAACCCAAAGUCCGUCAUCGCGACAACUAUCCUGGCCUUCUCGGUCAGCUCGAUCCUAACCGGGCUGGUGUUCUUCUUGAUGGGUGUCUGCGGGCUGGGCUCGCUGAUCGGCUUCUUCCCACGUCACAUCCUCAUUGGUUGUAUCGGCGGCGUCGGCUAUUUCCUCCUGCAGACGGGCAUGGAGAAAUAUAACCUGAAAACCCUCGAAGCUCUUUUCCGUGCUGACACGGUUGCGCUCUGGACGAUACCCCUAGCUCUUGCAGCGGGCCUCCUUGUUUUAAAGCAUUUUGUUCGAUCUAAUUUCCUCGUUGGCAUUUACUUCAUCGCCGUUGCAGCACUUUUCUACAUCAUUGUGUUGAGCAUCGGAGUGUCCAUGGAAACGCUCCAUGUCAAGGGAUGGGCUUUCGAUGCACCGUCGUCCAACAACCCUUGGUAUCACUUCUACACGCUGUAUGACUUCUCGGCAGUGGACUGGACUGCUUUUGCCGAUACCCUUCCUGCAAUGUUUGCCCUCACAUUCUUUGGUGUCCUCCACGUGCCAAUUAACGUCCCUGCACUGGGCAUCUCGACGGGAGAGGACAACCUCAACGUUGACAGGGAGCUGAUGGCUCACGGAGUCACCAACGCCUUAUCAGGUUUCGCAGGCAGCAUACAAAAUUACCUCGUGUAUACAAACAGUCUUCUUUUCAUGGCAAGUGGUGGAACCUCUCGUCUGGCUGGUCUCAUGCUAGCGGCCGCUACAGCGGGAAUUAUGGUCAUAGGCCCUGUCAUCAUUGGGUACAUCCCAGUUAUGGUAGUGGGCGCUUUGAUCUUCUUGCUGGGCAUUGAGCUUCUGCAGGAAGCUUUGGUUGAUACGUGGGGAAAGCUAUCCCGGCUUGAGUAUCUGACGGUAAUUAUCAUUGUCAUCACCAUGGGCGCGUGGGACUUUGUAGCAGGAAUCCUAGUAGGAAUCAUUCUGGCCUGUGUUAACUAUGUGGUCCAGACGUCCCAGAAGUCCGCGAUCCGGGCAACCUUCUCCGGUGAGAUUUCUGGCUCAACCGUUCGACGACCCCCGAUUCAACAGCAAUUCUUGCACGAAGCUGGGCGUCAAACCCUUAUCAUGAAACUCAGUGGGUACCUCUUCUUUGGUACAAUUGUCAAUGUGGAGAAUACCAUGCGAGGCCUGAUUCAAGACGAGGCGUUCAACGAGCAGCCAAUCCGGUUCCUCAUUCUGGACUUCUCCCGUGUUUAUGGGUUGGAUUUCUCGGCCGCAGAAGCCUUCACUCGUAUCAAUCGUAUUCUUCAGAAGCGCAACGUUCAAACCACAAUCUCCGGUCUGAACAUCGAAGGCGACGUGGGCAAGAGUCUCCAAAACGUGGGCCUCUUCGAUACGGAGUCUCGUGUUCCAGUCUUUGAAGAUUUGAACUCCGCUCUGGAAUUCUGCGAGAACGAGUAUCUGAAGAUUUUCUACAGCCGUCAGGAAGCCCUUCGUACUGGACCCACUGAACCAACCCCAAGUAGCCAACUCCAAGUCCCAGUCCCAAUUCCAGCUCCUCCAGGUAGUCCAGCAGACACCAUGGUCAGUUCUCCACGCGGACAGUACCUGCAACGAGUCGCGACCAGCACGAUCCGCGAGCACGAAACCGCCAUGGCUGCUCCCGCCUGGUCGUCCAUGCGCCAGCCCCUCCCCCUCCUUCUCCAAACAUUCCAGGGCCUCUCGGCUCAAAACGAGGACUUCUGGUUCCCCGCAUGCGCCUACUUCUCACGUUGUGUCUACCCGGCCGGCACAACACUGUAUCACGAGGGUGACGUUCCACGAGCGUUCUACCUUCUCGAAUCGGGUAUGUUACGCUGCGAAUAUAACCUGCCUCAAGGCCGCUACUUUGAGCUUAUUGUGGCGGGACGGCCGUGCGGCGAACUGCCCUUCUUCAGUGAGACGCGUCGCACGGCGACCGUGAAGACGGAACACGACUGCGUUGCGUGGUGUCUCAGUGACGAGAAGUGGAAGCAGCUGCAAGAGGAUGAGCCUCGUGUUGCGCGUGAGCUCUUGACGGUUAGUCUGAAGCUUACUACCGAGCGGAUGGACAGUAUUACAUCGUGA